Molecule: messenger RNA, 897 nt
Organism: Lachancea lanzarotensis
Lineage: Eukaryota; Fungi; Ascomycota; Saccharomycetes; Saccharomycetales; Saccharomycetaceae
Product: LALA0S02e08328g1_1
Exons: 1
Coding region: 1-897 (298 amino acids)
Cellular component (GO): cytoskeleton
Molecular function (GO): actin filament binding
Source: RefSeq, a predicted model, not a curated record
AUGACCACCUUCACACAAUCGGAAAUUCAAACCCCCACUGCAGACCAAAAACUUAAACCUGCCACGGAUAAAGGCUACACGUUGGGAGUUCAGGGCGCCCACAAUUUGGCUUUCGGUGGUCUCGAGUACAAGGAUGCCAGACCCAAGUUCACAGACCCGCUACAAGAACGUAAACAUGUCUUGGAGCAUAUGGCCGGCACUUUCCGCGUUUUUGGCAGAAUGGGGUACUCCGAAGGUCCUGCGGGUCACAUUUCCGUUAGAGACCCUGUAGACCGAGAAACCUUUUGGAUCAACCCACUAGGAAUGCAUUUCAGCCAGAUUUGCGUCUCGGAUCUCGUGCACAUCGACUCUGAGGGCAACGUACUUAAGGAUGGCAAUCAGAGCGCUAUCAAUGGGGCUGGAUUCAGAAUCCACGCUCAGCUUCACAAAUCCAGACCCGAUGUGAACGCUGCUUGCCACGCCCAUACCGUGUACGGUAAAGCCUGGGCAGCUUUCGGCAAAGAACUAGAUAUGAUCAAUCAGGAUGCCUGUAUCUUUUACAAGAGUCACGCAGUGUACCAAGAUUUCGGUGGUGUGGUACUGGAGCAAGAAGAAGGUCGACGUUUGGCAGAAGCUUUGGGCCAUAGGAAGGCGCUAUUAUUGGUAAACCAUGGGCUACUCACGGUGGGCGAAACCGUCGACGAGGCUGCUUACCUGUUUUGUCUAAUGGAGAGAACUUGCCAAGUCCAAUUACAAGUGGAAAUGGCGUCUGUUGCCGGUUUGAAGAGAAGAAUUAUUGACGACGAGGCCGCUUACUACACGUAUUUCAACACUUCGGAUCCUGAAAGUUUAUACGCUGCAUUCCAGCCGGAUUAUAAGCUGGAAGUCAAGCUUACGAAUGGUGAGUUCUUACGUUGA